Messenger RNA from Vicia villosa (hairy vetch), 3104 nucleotides. Its product is annotated as pentatricopeptide repeat-containing protein At1g05670, mitochondrial-like. NCBI's taxonomy places the organism in Eukaryota, Viridiplantae, Streptophyta, Magnoliopsida, Fabales, Fabaceae. Gene Ontology annotation, molecular function: protein binding. The coding region runs from base 206 to 2404 and encodes 732 amino acids. The transcript is spliced from 2 exons. The record is from RefSeq and is a predicted model, not a curated record.
UUGGAGCCUUUGGGGUUUAGGCAGAAGCCCUGGUCAUUCUUUCUCCCCCGACACACCGUUCAAUUCUUCCGCCGUUCACAAUAGCCGCACCACCACCACCACCACCCGCCACCCGCAGAUUAUCAAAAUGAAGACUAAAAACAUCAAAAUUUCAAUGAAACACUAUCCUUAACACUGUGAUGGGUUUUCCCGUUCCACACAACACAUGAAGAGAAGAACAUCCAUCAUCACCUAUCUCCACCGUUUCCACCAACAUCAUUUUCUCUCUCCCACCGCCGGCGCCAACUUCUCAACCACUCCCCGCCCUUUUCCCGACUACUCCCCACGAAACCCUUCCGUCACAGACACCGACCUCAUCCGCCACGUCACCACAACCAUCAAACGCCGCCGUUUAGAACCCUUCCUCCGCGUUCUCAAACCUUACGAAUCACGCUUUAAACCUAGUCAUCUCAUUUGGGUUCUCAUCAACAUCAAAGACGAUUACCAACUCGUCUUAAACCUCUUCAACUGGGUAAAGUCCCGUUCACAGCAACAACUUCACCCCACUCUGGAAUCACUCUGCAUUGUCGUUCACAUCGCCAUUGCUUCUAACGACAUCCAAACUGCUAAAAGACUUGUUUUUGAGUUCUGGGCUACGCCACGGUUGGAUGCUUCGAAGUCUUUUGAUCUUUUUACUGAGAGGUUGAUUUAUACUUAUAAAGAUUGGGGCUCACACCCUCUUGUUUUUGAUGUGUUCUUUCAAGUGCUGGUUGAAACUGGGUUUGUUUUAGAAGCUGAGAAGCUUUUUCAUAAGUUGUUAGGAUACGGUGUUGUUGUGUCUGUAGAUUCUUGUAAUUUGUUUCUGUCUAGGUUGUCUGGAAAUUUCGAGGGGAUUAAGAUUGCAGUUAAGGUGUUUGAAGAAUUUCCUGAAUUGGGUGUUUGUUGGAAUACUGUUUCGUAUAACAUUGUUCUUCAUUGUCUCUGUCAAUUGGGUAAGGUGAAGGAAGCACACAACCUGCUUGUACAAAUGGAGCAUAGAGGGAGUUUUCCUGAUGUUGUAAGUUAUGGUGUUGUUGUUAGUGGAUAUUGUAAAAUUGGAGAGAUGGAUAAGGUUUUGAAGCUUGUGGAUGAGUUGAAGAGAAAAGGGUUGAAACCUAAUGAAUACAUUUACAAUAACAUAAUUUUACUACUUUGUAAGAACGGUGAAGUUGUUGAAGCAGAGAGAGUUAUGAGAGAGAUGGGAAAAUUUGGUGUUUUUCCUGAUAAUGUAGUGUAUACGACUCUCAUAAGUGGUUUCUGCAAGUCUGACAAUUUUUCGGUUGCGUGCAAACUGUUUAAUGAAAUGAGGCGUAAGAAAAUAGUUCCUGAUUUAGUUACAUAUACUACUGUGAUUCAUGGGAUUUGUAAGACUGGAAAGAUGGUUGAGGCUCGCGAAAUGUUUAAUGAAAUGUUUGUGAAAGGGUUGGAACCGGAUGAAGUUACUUAUACGGCACUUAUUGAUGGGUAUUGCAAGGCUGGUGAAAUGAAAGAGGCUUUCUCCAUUCACAAUCAGAUGGUUCAGAAGGGUCUGACCCCUAAUGUCGUCACUUAUACUGCAUUGGUUGACGGCCUUUGUAAGAAUGGAGAGAUAGAUGUAGCGAAUGAGCUUCUUCAUGAAAUGUCUAGAAAGGGACUUCAACCGAAUGUCUGCACGUAUAACACGAUCGUAAAUGGUCUUUGUAAGAUAGGAAAUAUAGCACAAGCAGUAAAACUUAUGGAAGAAAUGGAUCUGGCAGGGUUUUAUCCCGACACAAUUACAUACACUACACUAAUGGAUGCAUAUUGUAAGAUGGGGGAAAUGGCCAAGGCACACGAGUUGCUGCGAGUUAUGCUCGAUAAAGGACUUCAUCCUACAAUUGUUACAUUCAAUGUGUUAAUGAAUGGGUUUUGCAUCUCAGGGAUGUUGGAAGAAGGUGAAAGGUUAAUCAAAUGGAUGUUAGAAAAGGGUAUAAUGCCAAAUGCCACAACGUUCAAUUCUCUUAUGAAGCAAUACUGUAUUAGAAAUAACAUGCGUGCAACUACUGAGAUUUACAAGAGUAUGCACGCACGAGGAGUGAUGCCAGACAGUAACACCUAUAAUAUUUUGAUUAAAGGGCAUUGUAAGGCUAGAAACAUGAAAGAGGCAGGGUUCCUGCAUAAAGAAAUGGUUGAAAAAGGAUUUAGUGUUACCACUGCUUCCUAUAAUGCUCUUAUAAGAGGUUUCUAUAAGAGGAAGAGAUUUGUGGAAGCUAGGAAGAUAUUUGACGAGAUGAGAACACAUGGUUUGGUUGCUGAGAAAGAUUUAUAUGAUAUUUUUGUCGAUGUGAACUACGAAGAAGGGAAUUGGGAAAUCACUCUUGAGCUUUGUGAUGAAGCAAUCGAGAAAUGUCUUGUUAAGGAAACUUAGUUGACUUUUGUCUGCAGUUUAUGACAGAAUUAUCAGGGACAGUAUUAUCUUUCUUGGUGGAUCACUUGAAAGUUAAUUCGACAUCAUAACCUAUCAAGUACAGACACCGGACACGGCCCUGAAAUUGACAUGCCAAUAUUGAUAAUAAUUUGAGCAGAUGAAAUACGUCUUGGUGUCAUUUUGUCGUCAGACACUGAGACAUGGCAAACACACCUUCAAUUUGAAAUGUCAGUGCUACGUUGACCGGACCCGACCACCAAUUUUUGUCAUCAUAGUGUGACACUUGACUUUCAGGUUUCUGCUAAACACUGAAGUAGAUUUUUCACAAACACACAAAGUUAGGAGUAGUAACAUCAUCAAAUUCAAAAGGACAGUUCAAGGUAGACCAGAGGAUUUUGUCAAAGAUCAAAUUUGCUCCUUGGGGAGGUUCUAAUAAUUUGGGGUUCAGUUGAGAGAUAUGAAAAGUGUUAUUGGAAUUCAUCCAGGUGUUACAUGUCUGUUUCUUGGUCUUGUCUGCUGGUAUAACGUCACUGUCACUACAAAAAGGAUAAGGAUAUUUUGAUAUAAACAAUGUUAUUGGAAUCCAUCCAGAUGCUGUUUCUGUUUCUUUGUCUUGUCUGCUGGUAUGACGUUACUGCAAAAAAAAGAGAGGAUAUUUUGAUAUAAACAAUGUAUUAUGAAUUUCCACAAUUAUUCAUCA